This is a messenger RNA of Temnothorax curvispinosus, 2995 nucleotides long. RefSeq names its product integrator complex subunit 4 (gene IntS4). NCBI's taxonomy places the organism in Eukaryota, Metazoa, Arthropoda, Insecta, Hymenoptera, Formicidae. Bases 144 to 2900 code for a protein of 918 amino acids. The record is from RefSeq and is a predicted model, not a curated record. Gene Ontology annotation, cellular component: integrator complex. The transcript is spliced from 7 exons. Gene Ontology annotation, biological process: snRNA processing.
CAAAUUCGGUAUUUAUGUAUGUUUUGGGUUCGUGAAUGUUUGAGGUUAUAUCAUAUGUAUAUUAAAAUGUCAGAGUAUAUAAAUUGAUCUGAGAAGAAAAAUAGUGCUUAAAUCCAUAAUGAAAUAAGACAUUGGUUCCAAGAAUGGCAGCUUUAAUGAAGAAACGAGUGCUAGCUGAAUUUAAUCAGAGCCAGACGAUUGUUAAUGAGCCGCCAACCAAACGGUUAAAGACUCUAAGGCUAUUAUCGACGUCUGGUUCGAAGAACGGUGCCGACAGCAGCUCGGCGUUAGCUUACAUAGAAUGCCUGGAAAAAUGCAAGAGUGGAAACGACGCGUUGCAACUGCUCGUUCGUAUUUCGGAUGCUAUAGCGUACAUAGCACCGGAGGAUGUUCCCGUUGCUAUAAAGAAGCUGGCGGAGAGAUUUGCUGUCGAGAAGAAAGUUGCGGUUAGAGCCAAGAUUUUCUGGGUGUUUGCUGAAUUGGGAGAAGUGACGCCUGACACGUUGGAAAAGGCAAAAAUUGUGAAUGAAGUGGCUGAACUUCUGCGAAACGAGGAGUCGCACAGAGUCAAGAGUCAGGGAUUAGCGACGCUGUUAAAGUUGGGAGAUUAUCAAAGGGCACUGGUAUUGAAAAUUGCACAGGAACAUCUGCCCGACACCUGGCACGGUGUUCAAACGCGGUGUCUUUCUAUCAUCGGCCGUUAUCUAACAGCAAAUGCUGCAGAUGAUACCUUAACGUUAAUUGGCAAUUAUGCCCGCUCUCAAGAUCCACGGGUUCGUGCUCAAGCUUUCGAAACUAUGGCAGAAUUGCAUUCUCACAGAGGUUGUAGGCUCCCUGCGAGUUUCUUCAAGGAAGCCUGCGCAGCCCUUCGCGACGAUUACGAGAUUGUACGCCGAGCUGUUCUGAAACUUAUUUGGCUUUUGGGCAGGGAGUAUCCAGAGAACAUUGUUGUUGGUUCUGAUGGCGAGGAUGUACGUAUGGUGGACUGUGCCUUUUCACAAAUUUGCAGUCUUAUGGGUGAUUUGUCAUCUCGCGUGAGAGCCUCGGCGAUGUCCCUUUUGGGAACCAUGAAAGGUGUGUCGCGUCGUCAUAUAGAACAAGCGUUGGAUAAAAAACAAAAAAUAGUUGAAGCGGACAGACCCGAAGUUGAAGAGAAAAGUGGAUCUUGCGGAGCAUUCAUUCAUGGCUUGGAAGAUGAAUUUUUAGAGGUGAGAACAGCGACAGUUGAAGCACUCUGCACGAUUUCGUUAGAGCAACCGAGUAUAGCUAGAAUUUCAUUGGACUUUAUGGUGGAUAUGUUCAAUGACGAAAUUCAGGAUGUCAGAUUAAGAGCUAUUGAAUCUUUAAAAAAAAUGUCAUCGAGCGUAACCCUUCGAGAGGAUCAAUUGGAAACAAUUUUAGGCGCGUUGGAAGAUUUCUCAGGAGAAGUGAGAGAAGGCUUGCACGCUAUGCUAGCUGCUAGUCAUCUCGCCACCACAAAUUGUCUUUACAUGUGCGUUAAUCGUUUGCUAGAUAAUUUAACAAGAUACCCUCAGGACAGGGAGAGUAUCAGGAGUUGUUUAGCGGCAUUGGGCGCGUCACAUCCAUACUUAACGCUACCUCUAGUACCGCAACUUCUUGGCCGACAUCCUUUCUUCGACACACCCGAGCCAGAUGUGGAUGAACCGUCCUAUGCAAGCGUACUCGUUUUAAUCUUCAAUGCCGCGUUACACUGUCCAAGCAUGCACGCCCUGUUCACGGAGCAUGCUUCUAAACAUUAUCACUAUUUGCGCGACACUAUGCCGCAUCUAGUUCCGCGAUUGCGGCCAACGCUUACAAGCGGUUCAGGAAUCAAAAUGGAAGAUAUGGAUAAUGAAGAGAACAGAGGUCAACGUGGUCGUGAGUUCUUGGAGAAGAUGGUAGCCGGAAUCGAGAAUGCCAGACCAGGAGGCAGGGUUCAUACGCAACUUUUGAAUACUGCAGCCAUUGAUUUUGAUCGCUUGGCAGAGAUGGAUCACCAUAUGGAAGGCGCUGCACGUUUCGCCGCCUUGUAUAUUCGUUGCUUGCUGCUGUUGAAGUCCGUCCUCAAAGAAUGUUCUGUGUCUUCGACGACGUCUAUCUCGGCGAACCCAGUGCCGAAUACCAAUAACAAUAUUUUCGUUCUUCUUCAGCACACGCAAAAAUUACAACGCUUAUUUAGUGGAUUAGGCGAGAACGAAAUUAUAUUGGCUAAUGAUAUGUGGUUGAAAGCACUGGCUAUAGAAUUAGUUAGGGUGACCAGGAGUGCGACCGGCAGCGCGUUACCACUAGCUCGUUAUUUCCUAUCGGAAGCCGAUGCCUUGCCUCAAGAUACGUCGAGGCUACCGCCAUUCUCCAGGGCUCUGGUUCUACAAAUACCCACCUUGGCGGACGUGAAGCCGGGCUCCUUGACGCGGCUUUUGCUGCCAUUGCUUUUGACGCCAGUAGCACAGGGGGAAGAACGACUGCCGAGACCAUCGGCGACGACGCGCUUUUGUCGAGCGCACAUCGAGGAACCGAGAGGCGAUGCUGAUGCCGCGCUAAAAUUCACGGGCGGCCUUUUACUGGGAAUCCCCCUGAACGCCAAGAUAUUGAAUCUACGCGAUCCCUCCACUCUGCGGAUAAAGCUGAGACAUCCGGAUCAACAAGUGCAAUUACUGUUACCGCGAUCCGCAGAUCUGCGUAUGCAGCAGUCCGAUCAGAAAGAUUACAGAUUGAGAACGACAGUUCUUCUGUCGCAUCAAGUGUGGAUGGAACCUUGUAACGUAGAGAUCUCCUUAGCAUUACUAUUACCUUCAUCUGCGAUUUGCACGCAUCCACCUUUAGACGACCCGUGCGUGAUCGAUUUGUGUAAACCUACCAAAGUAUCGAUUGCACCGAAAGCCAUCAAAAGAGGCAUAUGAUUACAUUAUAGUGUAAAUGAUUAUUUAAUACUUUUAUUUUUGAUCAUUUAAUUUGUAUGUAUCUUUAUAGAUCAAGAUUUAAUACGCAGAAAAUU